UUGAAAUCAUGUCGGCUCACUUAAGAAUCAUCCUCUCCGUUCUUGUUCUUUAUUUUUUGUUGCUCAAUAACGAUUGGGCAGAACUACAAGCCUUUCGAGAUGGGUAAGGCUACGCUCCAAUGGCCUAAUUUUGUAUGUGCAGUUCAGAGUUCACCAUGUCCUAGACUCACUGUUUUCCAAAACAAAUUUAUGCUACAAGGGAUGUGGCCAAGUAACUACACCACCCGGAUAGAGUAUUGUGAUCGCAACGAUCCUCACAAUAAACUGGGACAAUCUGAUGCCACGCAAAGGGACCUGUUCUGGGCUGAUGUAAUGCGAGAUCUUGGGGACUAUUUUCAAACAGGCGUUCUGGAAACACGAAUGGUUAACACACGGCAGAUGUGCCCUGAUUAAGUGCACUCAACAUGCUUAUUUUAACUUAGCAAGAAAGCUUGCCAACAAGUGGGAAGUCCUCCAAAUGCUGAGAAAUGACGGUAUCACCCCAAACCCAAACGCGUGGCACGCUUUUACUACUGUAAAUACUAUUAUUUCUAAUUAGCUUGGGGCAGUUCCAGACAUCGAGUGUACCUGCCCACCCUGUUGUGCGAUAAAAGUGGUCCUCAUCUGCUGCAACACGGACGGGCUAAACGCAAUGAACUGCCUUGAGCGGGAAACCUACAAGGGAACUACUUUCCUCCGUUUCGAUGGGUGUGUUGAUCAAUGUGGUGGAAAUGUACGACUAGGCUAGAAAAUCAAACAAAAAUAUUCAAUAAAUAAUAGAUAAUUUAUUUAUUUAUAUUUUCUUGAUUAGAUAUAGGUGCGAAUAACUUUCAUAAUAAAAAAAGUCCAAACUAUUUUAAAGAAGCUUAGCAUUGAUAGUGUAUCCUCAGCUGAAAAAUAAUUAAAUAGAGAAACACUCUGGA
Molecule: messenger RNA, 902 nt
Organism: Oldenlandia corymbosa var. corymbosa
Lineage: Eukaryota; Viridiplantae; Streptophyta; Magnoliopsida; Gentianales; Rubiaceae
Source: the annotation of a GenBank genome assembly